CAGAUGUCAAAUAGUUCUCGCUUUCCUACUUCUCAAACGUAAGUUUCGUUUGUAUGUUGGUUGGAAUCCAGUAAAAUGUUUACUAGUUCUUGUUUCGGCAGUUUUCAGAAGAAAUUAGUGUUUGUACUGGAUAGUUCCAAUCUUAUACCACAAAAUUAAAGUCUAUACUAGUAAUUAAAUCCAUCCCACUAAAUACGUAAAGCUGUGGAAUUUUGAAAAUAUUCCAUAACAAACCGAUUAAACAACUAGCUUACAUCUCAUUAGUUACUUCAACAUUCAUUUUCAAAGAGGCUGUUCUGGUUUUCAUUCAAUAAAUACUAAUCUUCCAAACAAAGUCUGUGGACUGAGAUCCAUGUUUAAUUUCUCAGUAUCAGGAAUCCAAGUGUCUACAGAAAGAACUUGGAAUUAUAUUGUGCAACAUUUACAAUUAAUUUGGGACAGUAUAUACAACAUCAGCCAUCCCAUAAUGCCAAAAUCCAGAAAAAGGCAUUAUUCCCAUUCUAAAAGUAGGUCUAGAUCAAAUUCUACAAAUAGAAAUCGAGAAAAACGAAGAAGAAAUGAUUCCCAUGACAGGGAUAAGAAAAAAAUCGAUAUAACUUACGAAAGUCCGCCGUAUAAAAGAUCUGUAAGCAGUCAAAGGGCCCACCGUUCGCGUCAAUACGAAAGAGGAUCGAGUGCUGAUAGACGGUAUAAGCGCAGCCACAAAAGGUCUCCUACAUCGAAAAAGAACCGUCGCUAUCACGAAGGUACUUCGUCCAGAAGGAAACACACCAGCAGGAAGAAAAGUCCGCAUCCUGAAGAGCACAAGGCCAACAACGUCCCAGCAGUCCAAGAUGACGAUGAAGGCCAUCUAAUCUAUAGUGUAGGCGAUGUUUUGCAGGAGCGUUAUAAAAUUCUAGGAACCCUUGGAGAAGGUACGUUUGGAAAAGUAGUGAAAGUAAGAGAUUUAGAAAUGGAUCACAUAAUGGCACUAAAAAUCAUAAAAAACGUCGAAAAAUACAGAGAGGCUGCCAAAUUAGAAAUUAACGUGUUAGAAAAAUUAGCUGAAAAAGAUCCAGCUUGUGUGCAUCUUUGUGUUAAAAUGCUGGACUGGUUCGAUUAUCACGGACACAUGUGCAUUGCAUUUGAAAUGCUGGGCUUAAGCGUUUUCGAUUUUCUCAAGGAAAACGGUUACCAACCGUACCCGUUAGACCAAGUUCGACAUAUUAGCUACCAAUUGUGCUACUCCGUUAAAUAUUUACACGAUAACAAACUAACGCACACCGAUCUGAAACCAGAAAAUAUUUUAUUCGUCGAUUCAGAAUACGAGGUAUCGUUUCACAAUAAAAAGAAGAAAGAGGUGAGGAGAGUAAAGAGAACUGAUGUGAGAUUGAUCGAUUUUGGGAGUGCUACUUUUGAUCACGAACAUCAUAGUACGAUAGUAUCGACUCGUCAUUACAGAGCACCUGAGGUUAUUCUGGAGUUAGGUUGGAAUCAGUCUUGCGAUGUUUGGUCUAUAGGAUGCAUUUUAUUUGAACUGUACCUGGGAAUUACUCUCUUUCAAACUCAUGAUAACAGAGAGCACCUUGCUAUGAUGCAAAGAAUUCUAGGCGAAAUUCCUGUCAGAAUGGCCAGGAAGACAAAAACGAAAUAUUUUUAUCGAGGAAAAUUAGAAUGGGAUGAAAAGAGCUCAGCUGGCAGAUAUGUGAGGGAUAACUGUAAACCAUUAAUAAGAUACAGACAAAUAGACGAUGAUGACCAUAAUUCAUUAUUUGAUUUAGUGAUGAGGAUGCUCAAAUAUGAACCUUCUGAAAGGAUUACUUUAAAAGAUGCUUUACAACAUCCGUUCUUUGGAAAAAUACUUCCCCAUCAGCGACUUUCGGAUAUCAAGGAAGCAACCAAAACUAUCCAAUCUUUAUGCAGAUGAAAUUUGAUGUGACCCUUUGCAUUUUUAGUUAAUUAUCUUGUCUUCUUUAUGGAUUUUGCGGUUUUAUUAGACUUAAAAGUAAUAUCUAUAAUUUUUUUGGCGUUUAUUUCAUCAUCACUAUGAGGUCUUGGUUUUUUGUUAACGCAUACUAUUUUAUCUGUGAUAAAAAAGCUAUUAAAUGAUUCAGUUUCUGAUUGAUUUCUUUUGAAUCACUGUAUUGUUAAUUUUGAAAUUAAAGAUAAAUUUUGUAAUGUGUUCACUUUCAUGUUAUUUUAAAUAUUGUUCAAAAUAUUCUUUUCAAUGCAAUAAUUUCUCAUUUUCAAUAAAGAAGUUCUUUUCCUUAACUAAAC
Molecule: messenger RNA, 2256 nt
Organism: Phyllotreta striolata
Lineage: Eukaryota; Metazoa; Arthropoda; Insecta; Coleoptera; Chrysomelidae
Source: the annotation of a GenBank genome assembly